AACAGGGUUGUAGUAGUUAUAUCAGCCAGUCUGCUUCACUUCAACCCCAACAAUGACUUUCUACAGAAAUGCAGUCUGGUUCGUAAAAGGACUUCAGGAAUAUACUAAGAGUGGCUAUGAAACAGCAGCGAAGCAUUUUGUAGCUUCAGAUCUGGACAUGGAUGUGAGUGGCAGGUCUUUCGUCAUUACAGGGGCCAACAGUGGGAUUGGAAAAGCAGCAGCUCUUGAAAUAGCUAAAAGGGGUGGUACGGUCCAUCUGGUGUGUCGAAAUAAAGGUCGUGCAGAUGAGGCGAGAAAAUAUUUGAUGGAGCAGAGCAAAAAUGAGAAUGUGCAUGUGCACAUUGUGGAUAUGUCAAGCCCCAGGGGAGUGUGGGAGUUUGCCAGCGACUUCACGAAGAAUCACAGUGUGAACGUACUUAUCAACAAUGCGGGCUGUAUGGUGAACCAGAGAGAGCUGACCGAGGACGGCUUGGAGAAAAAUUUUGCCACCAAUACACUUGGAUCCUACAUUCUGACCACAGCAAUGAUUCCUGCUCUAAAAAAUUCAGAGGAUCCGAGGGUGAUCACUGUGUCUUCUGGAGGAAUGCUGGUUCAUAAACUCAACGUUGAUGAUCUACAGUUUGAAAAAGGCACUUUUGAUGGAACCAUGGCUUAUGCACAGAACAAGAGGCAGCAGGUGGUUAUAACAGAAAGAUGGGCUGCUCAACACAAAGAGAUCCAUUUCUCUUCUAUGCACCCAGGCUGGGCAGAUACACCAGCAGUACAGUCAUCCAUGCCUGAUUUCUACCACAAAAUGAAAGACAAACUACGUACUGAGGCACAAGGAGCAGAUACAGUGGUUUGGUUAGCAGUGUCCAAAGCAGCUGUGGGGCAACCCAGCGGCCUCUUCUUCCAAGACAGAAAGUCGGUUGCCACACAUUUGCCGCUGGCCUUGACCAAGUCCUCUCCUUCUGACACCGAUGAGCUCAUGAAAGCACUGGAGGAGCUUGCUGCCAAGUUUAAACCUUGACUGUUGACCUCUUUUAGGUCCCUUAAUAAGGACACGUGGACUAAACACUCAUCUGAAGCUGACUGCAGUGUGCUGUACAGACAGGCUUGAGAGUUUUAGUUUAUAACGAAAUGUUUUUUUUGAUCAGUUAUUAAACUAACACAAAUUGUAUUUUUUUAGGAAAGGUAUGAUCAUGUCUUACUAAAAAUAUGAAUUCUUUAAAGUACAAUAUCGAACAAUUAGAUCACUUGAUUACUUGAGGUUAGGUUUUUUAAAUGGUAUUAUAUAAUUAACCUAUCCAAGGUUACCAAAAGCUUACCAUAUGUUGCCAUAUGAUUUACGCUAACUUUAAAGUAUUCAAAACACCUAAUGAAUUAUAAUAUAAUGAAUUACACUUAUGUUUACAUUUGAUACGAAGAAGCACAAAUUCAUACAGACAGUUUAAAAUGUUUUAGAAAGGCUGUUGUCACAUAGUAUGAGCAAACUUCAUAGUAAUGGCCAUGAUUUUGUAAUAUGUCCACAUGUUUAGUAUAGCAUUAACUGAGUAAUACAUAGUAAUAGCUUUAGCAGUUAAAUCUUACAGUUAUAUGUCUCUUAAUAUCUAAAGGUUUGUCACUACUCACUGUACUGUACAAGUACUGAUUUAAUUAUUCUGAUAAGAAUAUAUGUUUUGCAUAUGUUUCAUAAAUCAAAUAAAUAAACAAUAUUUGUAGCAGAUUUUCUUGUCAGUAAAUGCUAAAUUACACCAAAGGAAAGCAAAAUUACAGAAAAAUCACAAUUAAUGUAAGAUGCUGAAUUAACUGGCUUGGAAGGUAGUACAUGACAGCAGGGUAAACUACAGAUCCAAUGUAAAAAGAACAGAAAAUACAGAUAUUAACAGUAAGCUAAAGGUGCAUAAACAUGUUUGAGGAUUAUAUGUCUUGGUUUCAGUUACAAUUUGCUUUCAAGCUGCAGUGAAAAACAUUUGUGCAUUUUGCAACAUCAUUUGCCCAGCGCAUGUAACAGUCAAGUAGGUUGUGGCAUCAAUAUGCAAUGAUCUCAAUACCUUUUACAUUCAUACCUAAAGCUUUUCAGUGCACCAUACAGCAGUGUAUUUUAUACACAAAAAUUACGUAGUGCAGCUUUAAGGAAAAACAUUUUUACACCUCCACCAACAAAAUAAUUUAUCUAGGUCAGAUGAAAGACCUUUGUCAUAUAUACAUAUAGACGUGUACAGUACAAAGAAAUGCAUUUUUAUCCCAGCAUAUCCCAGCAUGUUUGGGGUCAGGAUUCAAACCAACAGCCUUUCAGUUGAUAGUCUAAAACUCAUGAGGCUAAUGAGAAUCUUUUACCAGAAGGGCACAUAGUUUUUAGGACCCAGUCAUCAACCCACCUUCUUCCCUCUUUUUUCCACCAGUGCUUCACAUCUGCAUGACCUUGUCAUCAUUAAAGCAGUCAGAAGAAAUGUAUGUUUAUGUAACUUUUACAAUUAAAUACAAUGAAAUUAAAUACAUUGAAAUAUAAGGGGUACGAUUUUUAAUGUUAUGUACAUCUAAUUUCAAUCCUCUGUAUGUCCUGUACAUAUUGCAGUUUUGACAAUAAAGCAACUUUGACUUUG
Messenger RNA from Trichomycterus rosablanca, 2585 nucleotides. RefSeq names its product dehydrogenase/reductase (SDR family) member 12 (gene dhrs12). NCBI's taxonomy places the organism in Eukaryota, Metazoa, Chordata, Actinopteri, Siluriformes, Trichomycteridae. The coding region runs from base 53 to 1009 and encodes 318 amino acids. The record is from RefSeq and is a predicted model, not a curated record. The transcript has 10 exons.